This is a messenger RNA of Penicillium griseofulvum, 2571 nucleotides long. RefSeq lists its product as uncharacterized. The transcript has a single exon. Lineage: Eukaryota; Fungi; Ascomycota; Eurotiomycetes; Eurotiales; Aspergillaceae. Gene Ontology annotation, biological process: glucan catabolic process. The coding region runs from base 1 to 2571 and encodes 856 amino acids. Gene Ontology annotation, molecular function: beta-glucosidase activity. The record is from RefSeq and is a predicted model, not a curated record.
AUGACCCCAGACCCCAUCAGUCCUGUCGUGGAGGGGCUCCUCCAAGCUCUCACACUGGAAGAGAAAGUGUCUUUACUUGCCGGUCAAAAUAUGUGGCAGACUGCACAGGUCGACCGAUUGGGUAUUCAACCUCUUCAGAUGACUGAUGGCCCUGCAGGUGCUAGAGGAACCAAAUGGAACUACGGCUCUCUUACCACACUGAUACCUUGCGCUAUAUCACUGGCUGCUACCUUUGACCCGUCGAUGGUCGAGAAGGUCGGCGCUGUGCUCGGCGAAGAGACACGGCGCAAAGGCUGCCAUGUCCUUUUGGCACCGACAAUGAACCUAUCACGCUCACCACUCGGAGGUCGCAACUUUGAAGGCUACGGAGAAGACCCUUUUCUGAUUGGGACCAUGUCUACUGCGAUGAUCCGUGGUAUUCAAAGUCAAGGUGUCGGUGCUUGUAUGAAGCAUUUUAUCCUCAAUGACACCGAGACCCGGCGGUUCAACGUUGAUCAAACCAUUGAUGGCCGUACCCUGCGUGAAGUCUAUGUGAAACCUUUUGCAAUGGCCCUCGAGGCUUCACCGUGGACGGCAAUGGUCAGCUAUCCCAAGGUCAAUGGCAUCCACGCAGACAUGAGCACCUUCGUUCUCCAGCAACUUCUGCGACAGGAAUUGCAGUUUGAUCGGCUUGUCAUGAGUGACUGGGGAGGUUGCAACAGCACUGUCGAGAGUCUCAUUGCUGGCACAGAUCUUGAAAUGCCAGGUCCGCCCGUUCGUCGAGGCGAGCGUUUGCUUAGUGCUAUUCGGGAUGGGGAAGUUGAUGAAAACAAGCAUUUGAACCCCAGCGUGCGACGAGUGUUGCAGUUGCUUGAACGAGCCGCCCUCCUUCCCUCGCUUGAAGAGCUAAAUGGCCUAUCUCAGGAAUCGGGUCACAAAUUUUCGUCUCCUGAACUACCAUCAGACAAUGCCGCAUUUCACAAAACAGUGCGAGAAGCCGCAGAGAGUGGCUUGGUUCUGUUGAAAAAUGAGGAUCUUCUGCCCCUCCCUUCCUCCCUUGGUAGGGUCGCUAUCCUUGGUCCAAACGCUCGCAAGCCAACCGCUGGUGGCUCUGGCAGUGCAGCCGUCAAUCCAUUUUACAUCACAACACCGGAAGAAUGUCUCACAGAAGCUCUUCGAAACGCUAGUCCUGGGGUUCGGGUUUCGUACGAGCAGGGCAUACCUUUUACCUUGCGACCGCCUCUUUUUGGUGAUUCGCUCAUCAUUCCUGAUGGUUCGAAACAGGGUGUUCAAGUGGACUUUUUUGCGGGAUACGAGUUCCAAGGUCCAGUGGUCGCUACCACCUUCUGGGCUGAUUCCUUGGUGUACAUGAUGAGCGACGGGGACGUUCCUCCAUCACUAAAGGGCAAGCCUUACUCUUACAGAGCCACCGGUGUCGUCACUCCCAAAGUUUCUGGUCAAUACACCUUCAGUAUUGCAAACACAGGCAAGGCCAAGCUUUUUAUUGACGACCAGCUCUUAAUUGACAACACCGACUGGACAACCAUCACUGGCGGUUUCCUUGGUUGUUCCAGCGAAGACCGAGAGUCUUCUCUAUUUCUGGAAGGAGGGCGCUCAUACGCCUUGCGAGUAGAUAACGCUGUCACCUUGCCUGUGAUGAAAUCAUUUGAUAACACCCUGUUCCCCAGAGUUUCGGGUUUGCGGUUCGGUUUCUCCUUGGAGGAAGACGAGGAUGCCAUGAUGCAGCGGGCCGUGCAGUCCGCCCGAGAGUCAGACGUUGCUAUCCUAAUCGUCGGUCAUAACAAGGACUCCGAAGGUGAGGGUGGUGAUCGACCGAACAUGGAAUUGCCAGGUCGCACCAACGAGCUCGUUUCCUCUGUUUGCGCCGCCAACCCCAACACCAUUGUCGUUGUUCAGGCAGCGUGUGCCACUGCAAUGCCUUGGGAAGAUCAGGCAGGUGCUAUUGUCCUGGGCUGGUAUCAAGGCCAAGAGAACGGACAUGCCCUGGCAAACGCACUACUAGGUCACUGCAACUUCUCUGGAAAGACCCCAAUCACCUUCCCGAAAAUGCUGGACGAUCACGGCUCCAGCCGUUGGUUUCCUGCUGAAGCGGCACAAGACCACGCCUUCUUUGGUGAAGGGGUUUUGGUGGGCUAUCGAUCGUUCGACGAGCAAAAGAUCGAGCCCUUGUGGCCAUUUGGCUUUGGGUUGUCUUACACCACAUUCACGCUAUCUGGCAUAUACUUCAGAGGUUUGUUGACUGCGUCCUCCGCAUCUGAAAUUACCAUUCAUGCCACCGUGAAAAAUACAGGCUGUUGUGGUGGACAUGAAGUGGUCCAGGUAUACUCCUCGCCGUCGGAGUGCAUUCGUGAAAGUGGCCUCCAGAGUUUUCCGAAGACUUUGGCUGGGUUUUCCAAGGUCUAUGUCCCGGCGGGGGAGUGUAGAGAUGCGAGCAUUGUCAUCAAAAAUGAAGAACUCCGGUGGUAUGAUAAAGAGGUGGGUUCGUGGCGCCUAGACAGUGGUACUUACACUUUCUUCGUGGGUACCAGUGUGAGAGAUAUUCAUUGCGAGCUGAAGAUCAAUAUGGUCUAG